Lachancea sp. 'fantastica' is the source of this 534-nucleotide messenger RNA. Lineage: Eukaryota; Fungi; Ascomycota; Saccharomycetes; Saccharomycetales; Saccharomycetaceae. The record is from the annotation of a GenBank genome assembly.
AUGAGCUCAUCAGUGUAUUUCAGCAAGUUUUUGGUUACGAACCAGGUUUUUUAUAAAUCGAAGCAUUCGUUUGCGCUCGUUAACUUGAAGCCAUUAGUUCCUGGCCAUGUUCUAGUAGCGCCAUUGCGGACUAGUGCCGUUGCGUUGGCCGAUUUGACAAGUGAGGAAAGCGUAGACUAUUUCACAACUGUCAGGCUCGUCAAUCGCUUUAUCAAAUCCCAUUUCAAAGCUGAUUCGAUGAAUAUAGCGAUCCAAGAUGGUCCAGAGGCUGGUCAAACUGUCCCGCAUCUACACACACAUAUUAUUCCACGGUACCGUGCGAACAAUGUCGGGGACAAGAUAUACGAAAUGAUGGACAAUUGGGAAUUUGAGCCUUGGGCUGAGAGGCGUGCCAGAUACGUCGAAACAAAGAACAACGCUGAAUUUUCCAAACCCGACAAUCAAAGAAUUGCACGCAGUGAGGAAGACUUAUCACAGGAGGCUCAGGAGUUGGGAGAAAGCAUUGCCAAAUUUCAAGCCAACGAAAAGUGCUAG